Durotheca rogersii is the source of this 1106-nucleotide messenger RNA. RefSeq lists its product as uncharacterized. The record is from RefSeq and is a predicted model, not a curated record. Lineage: Eukaryota; Fungi; Ascomycota; Sordariomycetes; Xylariales; Xylariaceae. The coding region runs from base 398 to 598 and encodes 66 amino acids. The transcript has 2 exons.
CGGUAAAAUCAGCGUUAGGGCGGUACGGCAGCAAUAGAGGUCGAGCAAAAAGCAACGAGGCUAUGCCAAACUACAUAUAGAGCCAUUUCCUCCACCUCCGGAAGGCAGGAUUCAUACUUGUCGAUCUAUUUCGUGUCUGCCAAGCUACACUUACUAUGAUUGUGCGUAAUGCUGACGAGACCUUCCUCUCCUUUGUCGAGCCACCCUUGGUCUUGGGAAGGCAAUAUACCGUUUGCUGCGAGCAAACGGUUUCUUAUUGAAGCAUUACGGCCUCGCAGGACCUUGGCUGGUAGUGUUUGGCAGCAAAGAUGUCCUACGGUCAGAGCUUCAAGUAUUAUCUAGUACCGGCAAGCGAGUGGCGUCAGAAUUCAAGAAAGCGACACAGAAUGAGAGUAACAUGAUUGCAGCGACCGGUGCUAUCGUUGCCAAAAUAGCAAUCACAGCCUUAUCACUUAUGGACCUCAGUAAAACACAUUGGACUGAAAGAGGCCUCUUCAGGUUCUCUCUGGCUUCCUCAACCAUUGCCGUGUAUUACGCCAGCAGCCAGCACCGUGACUUGCUUAGGCCCCGCAGAAGUAUAGGUCUCAGAAGUACCUAAGGUAGUUAUUACUACCAUUGCCGUUUAUCGCCCCUCCCUAUUGGCCGCCUUAGAGAAAACGCGAUUCCCUCCACCGCAGAUUGACGACCUGCCCAAGCCAGCAACAGACCGACUACCGGUUUGUGUACGGAUAGCAUAGCGGCACAGCAAACGGGCGAGCCGGCCCCAGGAUCUAGGUAAUACAGCGAAGGUAUCCAGCUAAUCUAUUGCUCACCGGCUGCCCAGCAAACGCCGCGCCCGGCGACACGACCGCGACGAAACGGGCGUAAUAGAGCCCAUGCUUCUGCCCCUGGGCGGCCGGACGCGGCAAGACCUAGUUCCGCCGCCCGGGUGCAGCAGCAGCAGCAAGAACGACAACUACGCGUUCAACCCGUCAGCAAUGAGACUAUCCUCUACACACACCGCCCCUAACACCCGCCGCCAUCUCGCUACCUCACCGCCGCACCUAAGCGGUGGCUUCUUCGCCUUGCGGGCAUGAUUACGGCACGGGCCGGUGGGAGAGCAGGGG